UCUGACGUUCGUUUUAUCUGGUCUAGACAAUGCUUGCUGUGUCUCUAUUGCUUUGGUCGUCGAGCUUUUGGAAUUAUGCCAUCGCGCAAUCCUCUCCAGCUCAACAAGCUUAUACACCUACCAUAGGCAGCUGUCCGGAUGGCUUUGAGCUCGUCCGGUCUGCGGGCACGGAUAAUCAAGUUCUCGCCGCUAACGAGUCAGCAUACAUCUCCGCGAGAGACUCAAGUGUGCUGCCAAGUGCUUGGAACGCUUACUUGCAAAAUGUACAGUCUAAAGCGACUCUUCCGGCCUACGCUGAGAGUAUUCUCUCCGAUUCUAGUUCCUCAUUCCCGAGACUCGGUAUUGCUGUCAGCGGUGGAGGUUACCGCGCCGCCAUCUUCGGUGCGGGCGUCCUGAACGCGUUGGACGCACGGAAUCAGACAAGUACUACAGCGGGUACGGCGGGUCUCCUGCAGGCUGCUACAUACCUCGCAGGUCUGUCGGGAGGCUCUUGGCUCGUAUCCUCCGCAGUGCAAGCGAACUUCCCGGACAUGCAAACAGUCGCUUUCGGGCCCCAAGAUGGAUCCGCUACCUCCGACCCUUCCGGAUAUGGCGGCUGGAAUGCGCAGUUCGAUAUCCUCCAACCUGCUAGCGAUGACAACUCCAACCUUCAAUUCCUUGAAGGCAUCAUCAGUGAAAUCGCUGGGAAGCGUACGGUAGGCUUCCCUGUCACAAUUACAGACGUAUGGGCGCGUCUCCUUUCACGCCACUUUGCGAAUGGCACGCAUGCGGACACGUUUUUCGAUGAUAGUACAACUCACGGAGCUGGCAUUUUGUUUUCUGGACUUACAGAACUAUCGAGUUUCAAGAGUCAUAACAUACCUUUCCCGAUCAUCACCGCGACUUCUCACUCGUUGCGACAGAAUGAUAACAACGACAUCCCGGGCGACGUGAUUCCCUUGUCGAACACGAUGUUUGAGUUUAAUCCCUUUGAGAUGGGAUCGUUCGACCCGACGCUUGCUUCAUUUACGCCGACCAAAUUCCUCGGGACGAUGAACACGAGCGUAUGCGUUACAGGCUUUGACCAGGUGUCAUUCAUCUCUGGCACGUCUUCCGAGCUCUUUAACGAGUUCAACACAUCUGCUCAGGCACUAGCUCAAUCUCCUGUUGGACCUUUUUUUGCGCUACUUGAACAAGCUUUGCCGCAGCCAUCUUCAAUCGAGCUCGAUCUGUCCCUCUACCCAAAUGCCUUCCUCGGGGUCUCACCUGACACGUUCAUCGAUUCUGAUCAGGAGUUCCUUGGUCUAAUAGAUGGUGGGGAGGACGGCGAAGUCAUUCCACUACAACCAUUGCUUGUGAAAGCGCGCAAUGUAGACGUCAUCGUCGCCAUUGACGCUUCAGCAGACACUUCUGACGGUUUCGCAGCGGGAGCUUCACUUAUUGCGUCGAAGAACCGCACUUCGCUCUUCCCCUCUGCAUAUUCAUUCCCGCAAGUCCCAGAAACUACAAGUGAGUUCGUCGAGCAGGGACUCGCGAGUCGCCCUACGUUCUUCGGGUGCAACGAUUCAUCGCCGACACCGCUUGUCGUUUACCUUGCGAACGGUGCCCCUCCUGCAGGUCAACCUGCCAUUACCAACACCUCGACUCAGCAGACGCAAUACGAGCCUGCGGAGAUCCAGGCGAUGCUCGACCAGACGUUCACGAUCGCUACGCAAGGCUUUCCUGCCAACUCUUCACAGAUGGCUGACCCGGAAUGGCCUGCAUGUCUUGCUUGUGCCGUCGUAGAUCGCGUACGCGCGCGGCAGAGCGUGCAGAGGAGUGGAGUAUGCGAGACUUGUUUUGCACGGUAUUGCUGGUUCCAAUGAUAGGCCAUGGCAUGUCUAAUUGACGAGAAAUACGUGUUCAGCAUUAAAGUAUGUAAUAGUCUAAUUGAUUCUCG
Messenger RNA from Fomitiporia mediterranea MF3/22, 1918 nucleotides. Its product is annotated as lysophospholipase. The record is from RefSeq and is a predicted model, not a curated record. Gene Ontology annotation, cellular component: cytosol. Gene Ontology annotation, molecular function: A2-type glycerophospholipase activity. Gene Ontology annotation, biological process: glycerophospholipid catabolic process. The transcript has 5 exons. Lineage: Eukaryota; Fungi; Basidiomycota; Agaricomycetes; Hymenochaetales; Hymenochaetaceae. The coding region runs from base 30 to 1844 and encodes 604 amino acids.